Messenger RNA from Saxophila tyrrhenica, 1575 nucleotides. RefSeq lists its product as uncharacterized. Gene Ontology annotation, molecular function: transmembrane transporter activity. The coding region runs from base 1 to 1575 and encodes 524 amino acids. NCBI's taxonomy places the organism in Eukaryota, Fungi, Ascomycota, Dothideomycetes, Mycosphaerellales, Extremaceae. Gene Ontology annotation, biological process: transmembrane transport. Gene Ontology annotation, cellular component: membrane. The transcript has 2 exons. The record is from RefSeq and is a predicted model, not a curated record.
AUGAGGCCGGAAACUGGCCAACAAGGCAAGCAAAAGUUCCUCUUCUGUACACCGAUCCACUCCAACACCAAAGACAGAAGAACGCCAGAAAGUCCAGAAGAUGAGGCUGCUCUGCCCGCCUUCUUCAUCUGCACCCUCCCUCACCUCACCUCGGCUCAGCGAAGCGGAUCUUACGAAGGCGAGACGAACAUGGGGUCACCCAAAUCUACCGCCAGCGAUGACAAAGCUGAGAUCAACGAGAACGUCGACACGCCUUCGUCGACAAUAUCAGAUGCCAGCGAAACAGAGAAAGCUGCUGCCACUUCGAUAGCACCCCCACCUGCAGCACCGCCUCCACAAGCGGACGGCGGAUCGCGAGCAUGGCUUCAAGUCUUAGGGUCUUUCAUCGUCUUCGGCAACCUCUGGGGCUUUACGUUCGCAUUUGGUAGCUUCCAGACAUACUACGAGCUCACGUUCCUGCCCAACCAGUCCUCCUCCACCAUCUCAUGGAUCGGAACAGUCUCGACCUUCCUCCUCAUCGUCGGCGGCAUCAUGUCCGGACCCUUCUUCGACCGGGGCUACUUCAAGACGAUGCUCUUCGCCGGCGCCGCCAUCGAGACCUUCAGCGUCUUCAUGCUCAGUCUCUGCGGCGAGUACUACCAGCUGUUCCUCUCGCAGGGUCUGCUGAUGGGUCUCGGAAACGGUCUCCUCUACGUACCCGGCCUCGCACUGGUAGGACGCUCCUUCAAGACGCACCGUUCCAUCGCCAUGGCCAUCACGACCUGCGGCGCACCGGUUGGCGGCAUCAUUUACACCCUCGUCUUCGAACAACUCAUCUCCCGCAUGAGCUUCGGCUGGACCGUCCGCGUCAUGGGGUUCGUCAUGCUCGGCUCCUACCUCAUCGCCUUCCCGCUCCUGCUCUUCCGCGCGAACAACGUCGGCAACCUCUCCUCCGGCACGAAGCGCAAACUCAUCGACCUCACCGCCUUCCGCGACCUCCCCUUCUGCUGGUACACGCUAACCAACUUCUUCAUCUUCCUCGGUUACAUGAUCCCCUUCAUCUUCAUGGCCUCGUACGGCCAGACGGCCCUCGGCAUGACGCGCAGCAAGGCCCUCAACGUCAUCAUGAUCGCGCAAGCCGCGUCAGUCCUCGGCCGUCUGGUGGCGGGGCAAACGGCGGCCAAAGUCGGCGUCAUGAUCCCCUGGGUCACGUGCGCGGUGUGCAGCGGCGUCUUCUGCAUCGCCUGGGUCGGCGUCGACAGCGUCGGGGCGUUUAUCGCGUACGCUGCGCUCUACGGCUGCUUCAGCGGCGCGCUGAUCCCGCUGCCGCCGAGCGUGUUUCCGGUCAUAUGUCCGGAUACCAAAGUCCUGGGAGCGAGGUUGGGGAUGGCGCAGGGGAUUGGGUCGAUCGCGAGUCUGAUCGGGAGUCCGAUUGCGGGAGCUUUGACGAGGAUAAAUGCGAAGGACAGUCCGGGCGGGGUGAAUUAUAUCGGGUUGCAGCUGUUUGGGGGCGUGACGAUGGUGGUUGGGGGAUGUAAUUUGGUGGGGCUGUGGUGGUAUUUGGUUAAGAAGCGGGGGGCGAAGACGUUGAUAUGA